Molecule: messenger RNA, 1300 nt
Organism: Gasterosteus aculeatus aculeatus (three-spined stickleback)
Lineage: Eukaryota; Metazoa; Chordata; Actinopteri; Perciformes; Gasterosteidae
Source: RefSeq, a predicted model, not a curated record
UUUUGUCUCGCGAUUCAAUUCAAAUUUGGUGAAAUUGCUGUUUCAUUGUUUUGUUCUGGUUUACCGACGUUAAACAAAGUCUGUCCGGUACAGCUGUUAUUAUAGACAGCGUUUUUUACGGUUUUGUCAAGUGUAUCAUCUAAUUACUAGAUCUUUGUAAAAUGUGUCCGCCGGAUGGGAAUAUUCAUUUUUGCAGAUCAUCUACUUGUGACCACAGCUGUCACGGCUCUGUCUGUUUCGUUUGAUCAGGACGUUUUUUUUUUAACGAAUCUGUCAAGCUGCCGCGUUUCUCUGCGAAAAAGGAAACCACUGAGAUAAUGCUGAAUACAGGGAGAGGGAACUGUUCUCGUCAUGUCCUUGCGUUAAUCCUCUUGUCAAGGGUGGAGAACUGUUGUGGCGCCUUGUUCUGAAAACAGCCUACCGACUCAAGACGAUGAAUCCCAAAGGGGAUAAGCCGAAGUCGAAGAUUUCGGCUUCUCGCAAGCUUUCUUUAAAGAUGCUUCUCCUCACAAAAGCCUGUGAGGAUUUGGAGAAGGAGAAGCAGGAGAGGGAGGAGGAGAAAGUGCGCUAUAUAGGAGAAAAUCUGCCCCCUUUGCAACUGUCUGGGUUAUCAGUGGACGAACUACAGAAAAUGGUCAAGGAGCUUCACUCAAGGAUCGAUGUCGUGGACGAGGAGCGAUAUGACUGCGAAUCCAAAGUGGGCAAACACAACAAAGAUAUCCACGAGCUGAAGCUGAAGAUACAGGACCUCGGAGGCAAGUUCAAAAAGCCUGCCCUGAGGAAGGUGAGGGUGUCGGCGGAUGAGAUGAUGAGAGCUCUCCUGGGCUCCAAGCACAAGGGUUCGAUGGACCUCAGAUCCAACCUCAAGUCCGUGAAGAAGGAGGACGUCAAACAGGACAAGGUGCUCACCUCUGAAGUGGGCGACUGGCGUAAGAACGUGGAGGCCAUGUCGGGCAUGGAAGGCCGCAAGAAGAUGUUCGACACAGCCGGAGGACCGCAGUGAGAUGCUUUUGGAGGAAUCCUGCGUAUGGUGAAGAACAAGUUGGGAUGAUGUGCGAUAGGCUAAGGGACAUGAACGCGAGACGAAUCACAACGGCCAUAAGCAUGUGCAACCACCGCUAGCUGUGCCUCAAUUUUCUAGACGACCAUAUUUUUGUGCAAUGCCUCAAAGCACUUGAGGCGAAGUGUAGAAUGAGACCCGUUGUUUUUUGAUUACAAAAGUUACAAUAUUCCUGUUUUGCUAUGACAUCUUUGGACAAUUGAAAUGGAUUUGAAUAAAGUUGUGCUCUUUGAUCCACCG